AUGGAGCACACUUUGAAGAUGCUUCAUGACGUGAUAGCGAGGUCACUACAACAACCUCAGGUGCACCCUCAGCCACUCGUGCCACCACAACCUUCAGUUAGUACACCGAUGUUACCAUUGAUAACUGCCAUGAAGAAUAUGAAGACACCACAUUUUGAAGGAGGUACAGAUCCAUUUGAAGCCGACCAAUGGCUUCGAACUAUGGAGAAAAACUUUGAGACCCUGACGUGUUCCGAAGAGUCUAAGAAGAAGAUGGCAGUGUAUUACUUAGACAAAGACGCGGUAGAAUGGUGGGAGAGUAAGGAUCACCAAGUGGGACAUCUGGUCACCACUUGGGCGGCAUUCAAAAAUGAAUUGGAACGCAAGUACUUCACUCCUGAGUCCAAGCGAAGGCUUCAACGCCAGUUUGCAAACUUGGUACAAGGAGAUAAGACGUUAGAAAAUAGACUAGCAGUCGGGAACUACGAGAGUCUCACCGAGCUAGUGGAAAAGGCUGUGAAUGUGGAGAUCGGAUUGGAAGCUGAGAAGGCGGCAAGUAAGAAAUCCAAGCAGCAUCAAGAAGGAAAGUUUGGUGGAAACCAAAGAUCAUUUAAGGAAAAGGAAUUGGGAGGGCCAAGUAGACGAUCUUUGUUCACAGGAAAAUGCUUUAACUAUGGCAAGAUAGGCCAUAAGUCAAGUGAAUGCUUCGGGAAGAAACCUGGAUCCUUUCAGUCAAACUCCUACAAUCCUACAUGUUUCACGUGUGGAAAGAAAGGGCACAUCUCUACCCAGUGCAGCGUCAAUCGUCCUAUCCCAGCUACGCCAGUCACUGUCCAUCCUCCUCCAGCUCCACCUGCAGUCGCACCAGUGCCAAAAAGGCAAGCUAUAGGAGGUAGAGUUUACGCUUUAGAACUAGAUGAUCCUAAACCUCCAGGCCCAUCUACGGGUCCCAUCACAGGCUAUCGGGCUCAAUUAGAUUGUCGAAAAGGUCGUAUUUUUUGCAAGGAGAACAGGCAAUGGCAAAUAGUGUUCUAUGGGAUCAGUCCAAGCAAGUAUGUGUCUUUAGUAGCUGCCUUGAGAGUGGAAGAUUUGCUCAAGGAUGGAGAAGCGUAUAUGGUGACAGUAACUACUAGUGAAGGACCCGCUAGCAAUGGAGUUGAAAUUACGGAUAUUGCAGUCAUACAAGAGUUUGAGGAUGUGUUUGUGGCAUUAAAAGAGUUACCUCCACCUCGGAGUAACCCUUUCACAAUUAACUUGGAACCUGGAGCUAAGCCGAUAGCAAAGGCUCCUUACCGCAUGGCACCCGCAGAGUUAGCAGAGUUGAAGAACCAACUUGAAGAUUUAAUGGAGAAAGGUUUCAUAAGACCUAGCUCUUCACCAUGGGGAGCUCCGGUCUUAUUUGUCAAGAAAAAGGAUGGUAGCAUGCGACUUUGCAUUUAUUAUCGAGGAAUCAACAAUAUCACCAUCAAAGAUAAGUAUCCUCUUCCGAGGAUAGACGAGUUGUUGGAUCAACUAAGGGGAGUAAGUUGGUUUUCGAAGAUCAACUUGGCGUCGGGCUAUCAUCAGAUUCCAAUUUCAGAAGGUGAUGUCAUGAAGACUGCGUUUAAAACUCGUUAUGGACAAUACGAGUUCGUAGUAAUGCCUUUUGGACUUACUAAUGGACCGGUGGCCUUCAUGAGAUUGAUGAAUGAAGUCUUCCACGAUUAUUUCGACAAGUUCGUGAUAAUCUUCAUCAAUGACAUUUUAAUAUAUUCCAAGACAGAGGUCGAGCACAAAGCACACUUGAAGCUAGUGUUGGAACGGUUAAGGAACCAAAAGUUGUAUGCCAAAUUCAACAAGUGUUCUUUCUGGAAAAGGGAAAUCGGGUUCUUGGGCCACCGAGUGUCUGGGGAAGGAGUUUUGGUAGACUCGGAAAAGGUGAAAGCCAUUGAGGAAUGGCAAAGACCAUCAACGGUAACCGAGGUAAGAAGUUUCCUCGGGUUAGCCAGGUAUUAUCUAAAGUUUGUCAAGAACUUUUCUUCGAUCGCUAAGCCCCGGACAAAGUUGACAGGAAAAGGAGUUUCGUUCAUCUGGGGAAAAGAAACGGAGGAAGCAUUUCAGAGACUGAAGAAAGCUUUGACCACAACACUGGUAUUGGCAUUACCUGAACAAGGAGAGCCAAGUGAGCCAUUAGGCAUGCAUGCAGUAAACCAGACGGGUUUACUCGGACGGAUCAGACAUGAGCAACAACGUGAUGAAAAGUUAAAGAAAAUUAUUGAGGAUGUCAAGAGUCAAGAAGGUCCAAACCCAAGUGGCUAUCAUAUGGCGCCAGAUGGUACACUAUUACUUAAUGGGAGGAUUUCAGUACCACAAGGAGAUGGGCUACGAGAUGAGAUUUUGAAGUCGGUGCAUCAUUCGUUACUCAGUAUCCACCCUGGGAGUACAAAUAUGUAUCGAGAUAUCCGAAGACUGACGAAGGUGGCGCACUUGUUACCUAUGAAGGAGAAAAAGUUGGAGAUCAUUCGAACCAAUAUGAAGAAAGCGCAGGAUAGACAAAAGAAGUACGCUGAUCAAUCAAGGAGAGUAAUGAUGUUCAAUAUUGGUGAUUGGGUUUAUCUGAAAGUGUCAGCUCAAUAA
This is a messenger RNA of Brassica oleracea var. oleracea, 2595 nucleotides long. RefSeq lists its product as uncharacterized. NCBI's taxonomy places the organism in Eukaryota, Viridiplantae, Streptophyta, Magnoliopsida, Brassicales, Brassicaceae. Gene Ontology annotation, molecular function: zinc ion binding; nucleic acid binding. The record is from RefSeq and is a predicted model, not a curated record. The transcript is spliced from 5 exons. The coding region runs from base 1 to 2595 and encodes 864 amino acids.